Acanthosepion pharaonis is the source of this 1056-nucleotide messenger RNA. NCBI's taxonomy places the organism in Eukaryota, Metazoa, Mollusca, Cephalopoda, Sepiida, Sepiidae. The record is from the annotation of a GenBank genome assembly.
AUGUCUCUCUUUGACUCGUUUUUUUCUUUCUUUCUUUUAUCAGUUGCACCUUCUAUUUAUCUGUUUUUGUUUUCUUUCUCUUACUUUCUAUCACUUCUUCGUCUUUCCUUCCUUUUCUUUUUUUUUUUCAUUCUUUUUUUUCGUCUUCAUUUUUUUUUCUUUUUUUUCUUUCUUUUUUUUUUCCUUUUUUUUUUGUUCUGUCCUUACUUCCACUUUCAAUUUUUUUUUUUUAUCCCUUUUCUCUUUUUCCAUUCUGUCACUUCCUUCCUUUUCUUUCCUUCCUUCCUUCCUUCCUUUUCUUUUUCCUUCCUUCUUUUUUCUUUCUUUCCUUUUCCUUCCUUUUUCUUUUCCUUUUUUUCUUUCCUUCUUUCCUUUCUUUCCUUCCUUUUUCCUUUUUCCUUCCUCCCUUUCCUUUUUUCCCUUUUUCUUUCUUUCCUUUCUUUUUUUUCCCUUUUUUUUUUCUUUUGUUUUUUCUUUUUUUCCUUCCUUUUCUUUCUUCCUUUCCUUUCUUUUUUUUCCUUUUUUUUUCCUUUCCUUCUUUUUCCUUUUUUCCUUUCUUUCUUUCCUUCCUUUCUUUUCUUUUUUCCUUUUUCUUCCUUUUUUUCCUUCCUUCCUUCCUUUUCUUUCUUUCCUUUCUUUUUUUCCCUUCUUUUCUUUUUUUCCUUCCUUUUUUCCUUUCCUUCCUCCUUCUUUUUUUCCUUCCUUCCUUCCUUUCCUUCCUUCCUUCCUUUCCUUCCUUCUUUCCUUCCUUUCCUUCCUUCCUUCCUUCCUUCCUUUCCUUCCUUUUUUCCUUCCUUCCUUUUUUUUUCCUUCCUUCCUUCCUUUCUUUCUUUUCUUCCUUCCUUCCUUCCUUCCUUUCUUUUAAAUCCUUCCCUUCCUUCCUCCUUCCCUCCUUUUUCUUUCCUUCCUUUCUUUCUCCUUUCUUUCUUCCUUCCUUCCUCCCUCCUCCCUUCCCUUCCUUCUUUCCUCCCUUCCUUGCUUUACUUUUCCCUUCCUUCAUCCUUCCUCCCUUCCUCCCUCCUUCAUACCUCCCUUCCAAUACUAUUUUCCACUUAG